Peromyscus eremicus (cactus mouse) is the source of this 1089-nucleotide messenger RNA. Its product is annotated as SERTA domain-containing protein 4-like. The transcript is spliced from 5 exons. Lineage: Eukaryota; Metazoa; Chordata; Mammalia; Rodentia; Cricetidae. The record is from RefSeq and is a predicted model, not a curated record. Bases 559 to 1068 code for a protein of 169 amino acids.
UCCCUUUGGUCCAAUGCGCGCCUAGAAAAGCCGCGCGCCCGCCUCGCGUUCUGAGCCGGAGCGAGAGGCGCUUCAGAGAAGGAGGGACCGAUCUGCAGGAGCCGGCCGCCCAGCCGAGCUGCAGUCGCCGCCGCUGCUGCCGCCGCUGUCGCUGUCAGAGCCCGUCCGAAGAGUGACACCUUCGCGAAAAACAGGAGCUACGAAACAGUUGCACGCGCAGUCUUCGGAUCUCCAGUCACCAUUCAUGAGCCCGAGGCUGUGAGACAUGCUCCAUGUGCCAAGGGGAGUUCUCACCAAAUCUUCUGAGACUGUCCUAGACAUACGCUGUUCGGACUGAGUCAGCAUCACCAGAGGCAAGAGAAAAUUAUCUUAAUGGAGAGAUAGGAGACUUCUAAAUGCCAGUGAGUGGAUGGAGACGAGGCACAAGUUUGAAGCUGGGGACUCUGCAAGGGAUAUAUCAGAGGGUCUGUGAGACUUCAGGAGCCUACCCAAAGAAGCUGGGGAUACUUUCAAAGAGAAGUGGGAAUCAGGUGCCCAAAGGCUCCGUUCUGUCCCUGCAUGCUAUUGUCACAUCUCGCUUAUCCAAGAGAAGUACCAUCGUAUUCAUUAACAACGUCGAAAGUAGCCUACUUUAAGAGGAAAUAUGCAGAAGAAGAAGAUUUACAUCAAGAUUACCAUGGGUGUUUUCCAAAACACUUGAUAUUACCCGAAGACAGGACCUGUAUCCUCAAGCUUUCCCUGGAGAAGCUCAGGUUUCUUGAAGACCCAGAAACCUACUUAAGAAGGUCUGUGUUAAUUAACAAUUUGCUGAGGAAGAUACACCUAGAGACGGAGAAAGAGAGCUAUGAAUACUUUAAGGAAUCUCCCUCCUAUAAGACUGCUUAUUCGGAUACAAGAAAACGGCUGAAGUUUAUGGUACAGGAGUGCUGUUCCCAGUCUCUCUACUAUGAAGAGCUGCAUUCCUACCACAUUGUGCCUUAUACUUCGGAAAACCCCAUCUACGGGAUGGGCUACACUGGUGACCACUUGGAGCAAAAUUCUCAGUUGCUUAUUUAUAAAAUGAAUUAAAGUAACUGUUAAGUUCAUUGA